CAGCACUGUCCUAUUGCAACAGGAGGGAGGAGGAUAUACAGAGGUUACUUAAAAGCCCCCAACUUUUUUCCAGGCUUCUAUUGCACUUCAGAAAUUCUGCAAGGGAGAAGGGACAAAAAAAGACUAUCUGAAAAUAAGGAUGUCUGAAACAACGAGCACCAACGAGGAAAAGAAGAAACCUCCUCUGAAUGGAAGAAGAGCCAUCCCAUCAAACAACUCCAAUGAUGAAGAAAAUGAGGUCCCUGAGAUGGAGGCUUUUGGAUUGAUACCUAGAGGAUUUAAUCCAAAAGACUACCUGCGUGUUGUGGACAUUCAUAUGUUCAAGGAGCCCCAUGAGAUCAACAAACAGCAGCACCACACCGACAAGUACUACAGCCCCAAGCUGAUAGUGCGUCGGGGACAGAUUUUCCAAAUCCAGAUUGACUUCAACCGACCCUACAGGCCAGAGACAGACCAAUUCUGGCUGGAGUAUUUGAUAGGUCGCUACCCACAGCAAAACAAAGGCACCUACAUCCCGAUCCUAGUAGGUAAGGUGCUGAAACCUGGGGAGUGGGGAGCCAAGAUUACCCACAACGAGAACAACUCCGUUCAACUGUCCAUCAUGUCCUCUGCCACCUGCGUUGUUGGGAAGUUUCGCUUGUAUGUUGCUGUCUGGACUCCCUUUGGCAUCAUCCGGACACAAAGAAACUCAGCAACUGACACUUACAUCCUGUUCAACCCCUGGUGCCAGCAGGAUGCCGUGUAUCUGGAUGAUGAGAAGGAAAGGGAAGAAUACGUCCUCAAUGAUGUUGGUAUUGUUUUCCAUGGAAACAUCAACGACAUAAAGUUAAGAAGCUGGAGUUACGGUCAGUUUGAAGAAAACAUUCUGGAUGCUUGCCUGUUCCUGAUGGACAAGGCAGAACUGGAGCUCUCUGGGCGCGGAAACCCGAUCAAAAUCUGCCGUGUUGCUUCUGCAGUGAUCAACUCCAGGGAUGAUAAUGGUGUGAUUGCUGGAUCCUGGGACAAUACAUACACUUAUGGUGUAGCACCUUCAGCCUGGACAGGAAGCGUGGAUAUUCUCUUGGAGUAUUACAGUUCUAAGCAACCUGUGCGGUACGGCCAGUGUUGGGUCUUUGCUGGUGUCUUCAACACAUUUCUGAGGUGCUUGGGGAUACCUGCAAGACUCAUUACCAACUAUUGUUCUGCCCAUGAUAACAAUGCCAAUUUACAGUUAGACUUCUUUCUGGAUGAUGAAGGGAAACUGGACACCAAACUGACAAAAGACUCCGUCUGGAACUAUCAUUGCUGGAAUGAAGCUUGGAUGACCAGACCUGAUCUUCCUGUUGGUUUUGGAGGAUGGCAGGUUGUUGAUGGAACACCCCAAGAAACCAGUGAUGGUAUGUACAGGUGUGGUCCAGCCUCAGUUCAAGCCAUUAAACAUGGUCACGUUUGCUUCCAAUUUGAUGCUCCUUUUGUCUAUGCUGAGGUGAAUAGUGAUAUUGUUUUCUCAAGAAGGCAGAAAAAUGGAAUCCAAGUGAUAGAAAAAAUUGACACAACCCAUGUUGGGCAGUUGAUUGUGACCAAGGAAGUUGGGGGUGAUGGAAUGAUGGAGAUUACCGAGGACUACAAGUUCCAAGAAGGCUCAGAGGAGGAGAGACUGGCUCUUGAGACUGCUGUGAUGUAUGGCGUUAAAAAGCAAAGUACCCAAGACGUGUAUCAGCCACAAACAGAUGUUGACAUGGACUUCCAAGUGCAAAAGGCAGUCCUUGGCAGUGACUUUAAAGUCACUAUAACUUUCAGGAACAGAAGUCGCAACUACUAUACUGCUACUGCCUACCUUUCAGGCAACAUAGUGUUUUAUACAGGAGUUGCAAAAAGUGAAUUCAAGAAACACUCUUUCAGUGCAAAACUGGAACCCUCUUCAUCUAGUGCCUUUGAUGUUGUGAUCAAAGCAAGCGAGUACCUGAGUGACCUGCUGGACCAAGCCUCCUUUCAUUUCUUUGUGACGGCACAAAUCAAUGAAACAGGGAAGAUUCUGGCCAUGCAGAAGGCGACAGUCCUGGAAAUUCCUGCCCUGCGGAUCAAGACCCAAGGUGAGCUGGUAGCUGGUAAAGUAAUGUCUGUGACUGUGGAAUUCACCAAUCCUCUGAAACAAACCCUGGAGAAUGUCACUCUUCGCCUCGAGGGACCUGGCGUGCUGAGAACGAUGAAAAAGGAGUUCAGGCAAAUCCCAGCGAACUCUACCUUGGUCUGGGAAGUAAAAUCCAUCCCAAGACAACCAGGGUUACGAAAACUGAUUGCAAGCCUGGAUUCUAAUGCUUUGAGGCAUGUGUAUGGUGAGCUGAACAUCCAGAUUCAGAAACCUUGAACCAGGGUGCUGCCUUCAUCUCUCAUUUAGCUAUAUUUCAAAAUAUCAUGAGGAGGGAGGGAAGGGGAAGAGGUGGAAAUCUGCUUAUUGUUAUUUUGGUCAUCCUUCUGCUGAACAAAAAUUUUAUAAAGAAAACUAAUUGGUAAGACCGGGGAGAGCAUGAAAAAGCACCUGAAUGAUUUAAAAUUAGAUACAUGUAAUUAAAGGAAAUUCUAGGCCAUAUUAUUCCUAUAGUUCAGUUGUAUUUAUCGUCUUUUGCAUUAGCACUGCAAGGGAAUCUGAAAAGCUCCAUUCACCAAAGUAGUCUGAAGUUUAGUUUUAAUUAAGGCCUGAUAUUUUACUGAAAAAGAACCCAGAGUUAGAAAUUCUUAGACUGAAUUACACAACCCUAUGGUAGAUCAUUCAGGCUGCAAUAAAAACAGGUAUUUCUAGCUAAAGGGACUGCUUUAUCUUACGAUGUUAUAAUUUGCCAGUUCAUUGAGAGCUCACUUUGUUGGAAGCAUCUCUCAGGAUGUGUUAUCUCCAGAAUACUCCCAGCUCCCUUUUUCCUCUUGCUGCUUCCUUCUGCCUUUCUCCUAUUCUUUCAUGUGUGCAGACACCCACACAUACUCACUCCUGUAUUUCAUGCCCUCAUCCCACCCCGUAUGCUGUUGAUAUGCUGUUCCUCUCUUUUGCUUGAUGAAAAUCCAGAGUUUUUCAUGCUCCUGCUCAGUUCUUCACACCAAACUUGCAUUUCCCAGGCACAUCUCUUAUAUGUGACGUAUUCAUUCUUCAUGCUUUCCUGCCUUUUCUUCUCUCCUGAACCCACCCUGUAGCACCAUUUCCCACACAUGUAUGCUGCCCAGAGCAGUCCAGGCUCUGCCAGCUGGUAAAUGGGGUGGAGAAGAGUGAUGGGGACAGCCUGAGGGUCUCCUCCUGCCAGCCCCAGAAGCCUAGCAAAUAUCCUGCACUGGAGCUGGGGGUGAGUUUAGAUGAGACACCUGGGGAUGAGUAUAGAUUAAACCAUGCCUGAAAGUUCCCGGGAAUCACUGCUACUGCAGAAUGAACUCCUGUUAUAUGAGGAAUAUCCAGGGACAGAAGCUCAGAAAUAAAGAUGUAUCCUGAGUCAUAAUCUUAACAAGCUGGAUCUACUUCCUGUCUUCCUUGCAGCAUAUUCCUCUGUGAGGUGUAGGGCCUCCCAAGGCAUUGCUCCUCCACUGAGGACCUUCUGGUUUCCAUUAGUCUUCCAUGCAGAGUACCGCUCCAUCCUAAGCCAUGUACCCCAUUAUACGAGGGCAGCACGGGGGGGUGUGUUCAUUUCUCAUCUCCCAUGAAAUCCUUGAGAUCUUUUUCCAUGAGGCAAAGAUGCACAUGUCACAAGCUGUGGCAACUCCUCUCUGUGUCAGAGCAUGUCCUGUACUAACAGCACAGGUGAGCUAACUGAGCUUCCAAAGUAGCUAUAAGGAGCCUCAUGCUCAUUAAACAUUGGGGCUUUAUUGUACUGUGGAUGGCUGUGUCAUUUUGUAGUCUCAUUAGUAAGAAAGCAAGGGAGAUUACUUGCUUUCUGCUCCUCUUCUUGCCCCACAUAGCCUCCCACAAAACCUGUGAUCAGCUGUUAAAAAUAAACAAGCCCUGGAAGGGGAGAAAUGCAGGCUGCUCUUUUGAUAAAGAAUGUGGAACAAAGCAAAGAUUCAUAUCACCUCAUAUGCUCGAUGAGUACCCCUGCAUCCAGGAACACCAGACCUUUAGGCGCUUUCACUUAAGGCAUCAGCACACACUCAUUUUGUACAGCUUAUGUGCCUACAUUAGAAACUUCAAUGUCAAAGUCUCCCAUAUAAGUCCUCUGGGAUUCAAGGAACUGAACAGCGUGUUGUAAAUGCAAGGUGACAAUCUCUGUUAAGUAAUUAAGCAGUCCUACCAGAGUCUACAUCUUCUUAAUAAAAUUAUCUUCUUGUUUUGUUCUUGCAUAUAAGCCUGCUUUCCAUUCCAGACUUAUAACUACAGUGUAAUAAGAUCUUGAAAUAAAGCAUGUGUGCACUUGUAUGUUA
Molecule: messenger RNA, 4374 nt
Organism: Strigops habroptila (Kakapo)
Lineage: Eukaryota; Metazoa; Chordata; Aves; Psittaciformes; Psittacidae
Gene: F13A1
Product: coagulation factor XIII A chain
Exons: 15
Coding region: 140-2347 (735 amino acids)
Biological process (GO): blood coagulation, fibrin clot formation; peptide cross-linking
Molecular function (GO): protein-glutamine gamma-glutamyltransferase activity
Source: RefSeq, a predicted model, not a curated record